Molecule: messenger RNA, 2004 nt
Organism: Manihot esculenta (cassava)
Lineage: Eukaryota; Viridiplantae; Streptophyta; Magnoliopsida; Malpighiales; Euphorbiaceae
Product: probable serine/threonine-protein kinase At1g54610
Exons: 6
Coding region: 1-1755 (584 amino acids)
Biological process (GO): protein phosphorylation; positive regulation of transcription elongation by RNA polymerase II
Cellular component (GO): cyclin-dependent protein kinase holoenzyme complex; nucleus
Molecular function (GO): RNA polymerase II CTD heptapeptide repeat kinase activity; cyclin-dependent protein serine/threonine kinase activity; ATP binding
Source: RefSeq, a predicted model, not a curated record
AUGGGUUGCGUUCUUUGCAAGGAUUCAACCAGCCCCCCUCUUAAUCAGAGACUAGAAAAAUUGAAGCAGGAACGAGGUUAUGUCGUCGGCAGACAUAACAAUGGGCAGGCUGAUCCUGCAGGGAAGUUAUUCAGGCAAGAAACAGACAACAAGAGGGUGGUAAUCCUAAAUGGAGUAGGAGAGAAACUGGUUGCCGGAGAAGGGACAAAGAAUGGCAUGGUCGGAAAUGUCUCACAAAGAAUUAACUUGAAGAAGAUUGGUGGAGAUGAGCUUGUGAAUGGCUGGCCAAAGUGGCUUGUAGACAAUAUUCCUAGAGAUGUCUUGGCUGCUUUGGUUCCAAAAAGUGCUGAUUCUUAUGAUAAGCUAGCAAAGAUAGGCCAAGGAACUUAUAGCAAUGUGUAUAAAGCUAGAGAUAGAGACACAGGAAAGAUUGUUGCUUUAAAGAAGGUUCGAUUCGACACGUCGGAGUCUGAGAGUAUUAAGUUUAUGGCAAGAGAGAUAAUGAUGUUACAGAAGCUAGAUCAUCCCAAUGUUAUCAAGCUUGAAGGGCUAGCCACAUCAAGGAUGCAAUAUAGUCUUUAUCUUGUUUUCGAUUAUAUGCAAUCUGAUCUAACAAGAAUCAUCUCCCGUCCAGGCCAGAGGCUAACUGAACCACAGGUUAAAAGCUACAUGCAUCAACUGCUUUCAGGCCUGCAGCAUUGUCAUGAGAGGGGAAUUCUACACAGGGACAUUAAAGCUUCCAACUUGUUGAUAGACAAAAAUGGGAGACUAAAAAUUGCUGAUUUUGGGCUUGCUAAUUUAUUCAUUCCUAAACCGAAAAGACCUCUUACAAGUAGAGUGGUGACACUGUGGUAUAGAGCUCCAGAGCUGCUUCUGGGUUCUACAGAUUAUGGAGUAGGCAUUGAUCUAUGGAGUGCAGGAUGUCUGUUAGCUGAAAUGUUCAUUGGUAGGCCAAUUAUGCCUGGAAGGACAGAAGUUGAGCAACUUCACAGGAUUUUCAAGCUUUGUGGCUCACCACCAGAGGAUUACUGGAAGAUAAUGAGAUUAGCUACAAGUUUCAGACCACCACAACAUUACAAACCUAGUUUUCAGGAAGCUUUCAGGGAUCUUCCUGAUUCUUCCUUUGGUCUCCUGACAACACUUCUUGCUCUAAAUCCAGCAUAUCGUGGUACUGCUGCCUCUGCUCUUCACAGUCUGUUCUUCACUUCAAGCCCAUUGGCGUGUGAGCUUUCAGAUCUACCCGUGAUAUACAGAGAGGAGGAUGAACCAGCUCAAGCUAAUAAUCGGAAGAAGCACAAGAAAUCCAAAAAACAAUCCUCUCGAGCUUUUCAUGAAGGCCAUGGGAGGAGGAGGAGCUUGAGUGCUGAACAACUUAAAGAAGACAUUGAAUCUUCUAAAGAGGCGGAGAGGUACUCAGAGGCCAACAUGAGUGGGCAAGAAACAGGAAACAGUGGAAGUAGCAGCUAUUCCUCUAGUGUAAAAGGUAACAGAGAAGUGCAAAAACUACGAGCAUCAUUUUCGCCGAUUCGCCUUUCUCGGCAAAACAUGGCAAUGAGAACAGAGGCUCAUCCUAAUGCAGUGAGGAAUAUACAGAACUACACACUUUUACAGGCCUCUAUAACAGAUAUCAUCAACCACAAUCCAGCAGGAGGCGGCAAUGGAAUGCCUGCUUAUCGCAGGUCUAUUUCUACGUUGGACUUCCGUACUCUUGAUCCUGACAAGAUUAACAAACUCUUUGGGUUGGAUAAAGAUUAAGCUAUUCUUCAUCAUUGGUCAUGUAUGUUCAAGCAACUUUCUAAUUAGUUGCCUCUUUGGUCUUAUCAAUAACAGCUCGUCUUGUUUGGUUUCUACUAAAUAUAGAAAUUCAUUUAGUGAUGUUUCAUGCUUUUCAAUUCAUAGGUUAUAUAAUUAAGAUGAGAGCAUGUCAUGACUAUUUUUUUCGAAUGCAUCAAGAUGAGAGCAUUAAAUCCCAAUAUUAGUUUUAUAUUGAUUUUAUAAAUUUUA